AUGGCCACGCCGGCCAAGCGCCGGGCACAGCCCCAGCCGCAGCCCCCCGCCACGGAAAGCGGCUCGGAGUCGGAGUCGGAGCCGGAGCCGGAGCCGGAGUCAGAGUCAGAGUCAGACUCUGAGGAGGAAGAGGAAGAGAGGAUCGAUGAGGAAGUGAACAUUGAAUUUGAAGCACAUUCCAUAUCAGACAAUGACUACAAUGGAAUAAAGAAAUUACUACAACAGUUGUUCCUAAAAGCUCCUGUUAACACUGCUGAAUUAACUGAUAUAUUAAUACAACAAAAUCAUAUUGGAAGUAUUAUCAAGCAAGCAGAAGUCCCAGAGGAGAGUGACAAUGAAGAAGAUGAUGAUGAUGAUGAAGUCUUUGGUUUUAUAAGCUGCUUAAAUUUAACAGAAAGGAAGGGUACACAGUGUGCUGAACAAAUCAAAGAGCUGAUUCUGAGUCGAUGUGAGAAGAGCUGCGAGCAGCGUGUAGUUGAACAACUGGAUAAGCUCCUAAAUGACAGUGCUAAGCCUGUGGGUCUUAUACUGAGUGAAAGAUUCAUUAACGUGCCACCACAGAUUGCUCUGCCCAUGCACCAACAGCUGCAGAAAGAAUUGACUGAGGCACAGAGAACAAACAAACCUUGUGGGAAGUGCCACUACUAUCUUCUUAUCAGCAAGACCUUUACAGAAGCCACAAAGAGCAGUUCUAAGAAGAGGGAAGGGAGAAAUCAGCAAAAGGAGGAAUUGAUGUUUGCAAACGCAGAGGAAGAAUUCUUUUAUGAGAAAGCCCUUCUGAAGUUCAGCUACUCUGUGCAAGAGGAAAGUGACACCUGUUUGGGCGGCAGAUGGUCCUUUGAUGAUGUACCAAUGAAACCCUGGCGGACUGUUAUGAUAGUUCCAGCUGAUGGAAUUAAUGUAAUUAUGGAUAAACUCAAAGACUAUCUCUCACUCUGAACUCUCCCAUAAACACCAUUUUAGAAAGCAGCCAUGCAGAACUAUGGCUUCACAAUAUUUUCAGAAGAGUUAAUGGUUUUGUACUGCUCAAAUGCUUCUUCUUGUAGCAGGUAGUGCCAGUAAAAAUAUCCAUCAAGUUAAUUUUUUUUA
This is a messenger RNA of Indicator indicator, 1089 nucleotides long. RefSeq names its product BRCA2 and CDKN1A interacting protein (gene BCCIP). The record is from RefSeq and is a predicted model, not a curated record. Lineage: Eukaryota; Metazoa; Chordata; Aves; Piciformes; Indicatoridae. Gene Ontology annotation, cellular component: nucleus. The transcript is spliced from 7 exons. Bases 1 to 939 code for a protein of 312 amino acids.